Triticum urartu is the source of this 2372-nucleotide messenger RNA. NCBI's taxonomy places the organism in Eukaryota, Viridiplantae, Streptophyta, Magnoliopsida, Poales, Poaceae. The record is from RefSeq and is a predicted model, not a curated record.
AAGGGCGUGGGAGAGCGGAAAAAAAUUGCGGGCUCCACACAAGAGAAAACCGCAAACACCCCGUUAAACCUCCACGGUGACUGCAUACGCCGGCGCUGCUGCCUCGCACAACUUCGAGGGGGAGCUGUCCGCGGCGAGCGAAGUUCGGCAUCUCCUUCUCGCCGCUCCGUGGCGGCGAUGCCACCUCGGGCUAUCAGCAUAAAGGUGGCGAGGGAAGAAGAUUUGUCCUCACACAUUGGAAACGAUGGCUUCUAUUUUGAUCUCGUCGACUUCGACAGGGUGAGGGCUUUCCAGAUCCCGGAUAACACGACUAUGUCCCGAUUGAAGGAGGAAAUUGCAGUAGAGUUCAGCAUCCCAUCUCAAUUUCAGCGCCUCUGGUUGUUUUGUAAAAGGCAAAACGGGACAUGGCGUCCUGUUAGGCCAUUCUCUACCGAAGAAAACAAUCUAUCUAUGACUAGCCUUCAUAAACUAUUGUCAAGGACCUUCUUGUUCCUGAAUCCUGAUGGUGUGAAGCUGUUUUUGGAGGUGCUCAAUGAUUCUUCCCCACAAAAUCUGAGCAACGAUGAUGGAUUAGUGUUUUUAAAGCUUUAUGACCCAGAACAAACGCAGAUACGAUAUAUUGGAAUGCUGUUUGUAAAAGCUUCAUCAAGGCCUUCAGAUAUUCUUCCGAAACUAAGAAGUCUAGCUGGUUUUUGUGCAGAUGAGGAAAUGGAAUUAUAUGAGGAAAUCAAAUUCGAACCUUCUGCCAUGUGUGAAGCCAUAGAUGCCAAUAUUACAUUUUCAGAAAGCCAGAUUGGGCAUGGGGAUAUCAUUUGCUACCAGAAAAGCUCGAAGUCUUUGAGCCACCAUGCAUACCCUUCUGUUGAAAUAUUCUUCAAGCGUAUUCAUGAUUUGAAGGCAGUUGUUCCGGGGGAGCAAAGGAAGAUAUUAGCUCUGGAAGAGGAGGUUGCUAGGUUAAAACAUCAGUCUGACCUUCAAACAGAGAAGGCAAACAUGGAAUGCCAGCGAUUUAAACGUGAGCGAGACAAUGCGGUACGACAGCUGAAUGAGCUGCAGGAUCAGAAUCCUCAGAUUUUCCUCGAGUUUCCCAUCACAAAUUUGCUGCAAGCAACGGAGAACUUCAGUGACCUGUGUAAGGUUGGAGACACCGAAUAUGGACGUGUAUAUAAAGGCAUUAUACACGAUACUACAGUAGCUAUCAAGCUAUCCAGAUCUGAUAUUUUAUUUCAACAAGAGGUUUCUAUUCUUCGUCAAGGCAGACAUCCAAGCAUUGUCAACUGCAUUGGAAAAUGUUCUGAAGUUUCAGCUCUUGUGUACGAGUGGUUGCCAAACGGAAACCUCCAAGAUCACAUUGUUUGUGCUAAUGGCUCUACACCUCUCUCGUGGCAGAUCCGCACACAGAUCAUCGGUGAGAUUUGUUCUGCGCUGCUGUUCCUGCAUUCGCGUGAGCCUCAUGCUUUGGUCCAUGGCGAUCUACGUCCUUGUAACAUAUUUGCCGACGCCAACUUCAGAAGCAAGAUCUGCAACUUUGGUAUGUUAACCCUGUUUCUCCAGCCCGGCAACCACCAACCAGCUCUGACAGCCAGGUUGCCAUACCUGGACCCGGAGUUCCUCACCACCGGAGAGCUCACACCCCUUUCUGAUGUCUACUCUCUGGGUGUUAUCAUCCUGUGUCUCUUGACUGGAUUGCCUCCCUUGACUAUUGCAAAGAAAGUUUCAGAAGCAUUGGAGAAUAAUAGCUUGCACACGCUGAUUGAUAAAUCAGCAGGGAACUGGCCUUAUGUACAAGCCAAGCAGUUAGCCGUCAUUGGUCUUAGCUGUGUGGAAAUGACGAGGGAAAAGCGACCUGAUCUCUUAACAAAGGUAUGGCCAGUUGUUGAGCCCCUUAUCAGGAAGCCUCCUGCAGCCCCAUGGCCAUAUGUCCAAUCGGCAGUUACAGGAAGUUCCGCGCCUGGCCACUUGAUUUGUCCAAUUCGCAUGGAUAUUAUGAAGGAUCCUCAAGUGGCAUCUGAUGGAUUCACUUACGAAGCAGAAGCCAUAAGGCGCUGGUUUGAUGGCGGGAACAACAGGUCUCCGAUGACGAACUUGCCGCUAGCAAAUCGUGAUCUCGUCCCAAAUCGCGCCGUCCUCUCUUCCAUCCAGGAGUACCAUGAACAGCAGAGGCAGCCAGGUUCCUGAACCUCAAUCUUCUGACGACAUUAGGGCAAUAGGGCUAUAUGUAUAUGUAUAACUUGCUGCGUAGGUAUCCUGUACAUUCGCGACCAGUUUACCUCUAGUCGAUCUUGUUAUGUUCACAAUCUGUAGCAUGACGAACCAAGGAUUGAUCUUGUUAUGUUGAAAAUCUACUAAUUAAUUCCGUUUGGAAUUCGCAA